AUGAUUGAGCAAUUCAAGCAUUUCAUUCGUCACGGCAAACAAGCCAACAAAAAUUCAACGGCUCAAAAUAAUAUUACUUUUGAAAAUGAAAGUAAAGUACCUUAUUACACUGAAGAAAAAGUUGACAAUGAUACUGCAGUAGCACGAAUAGUAGCCGAAGAACGUGAACAAAGAAGUAAACUGCCAAAUUACCCAGGUCUGGAAAGAUACCGUUUAUUGCAAAAAAUGGGAGACGGUGCGUUUAGUAACGUCUACAAGGCAACUAACGUAGUUACCAAUGAAAAAGUUGCCAUUAAAGUUGUAAGAAAGCGUGAGCUAAAUAACGCUCAGGAGAGGCAUCUUCAUCGUGAUAUGAAACCUCGUGCAACUGAGGUAGUUUUUCACGAUUAUUAUUAUUUAGUUCUUGAAUUAUUGGAAGGUGGUGAAUUGUUCCAUCAAAUUGUAAGACUCACUUAUUUUUCUGAGCAAUUAUCACGGCAUGUCAUCGUUCAAGUUGCUGAAGGAAUAAGAUACUUGCAUGAAGAAGUGGGUGUUGUCCACAGAGAUAUAAAACCUGAAAAUCUUCUUUUUGAACCAAUUCCUUUCAUUCCUUCAAAAGUGCCAAAACCUAAUCUAUUUGAUGAACCAAAAGAAGAUGAGGGUGAAUUUAUUCCAGGCGUAGGUGGUGGCGGUAUUGGAAAGGUUAAAAUUGCUGACUUUGGUCUAUCAAAAGUUGUGUGGAAUGAACAAACAAUGACUCCUUGCGGAACCGUUGGAUAUACUGCUCCUGAAAUUGUAAAAGAUGAACGAUAUAGCAAAAGUGUUGAUAUGUGGGCUCUUGGUUGUGUUUUAUACACUAUGUUAUGUGGUUUCCCUCCAUUUUAUGAUGAAAGUAUUCGUGAUUUGACUGAGAAAGUCGCUAAAGGACAAUAUACAUUUUUAAGCCCUUGGUGGGAUAGUAUUUCUGACUCAGCUAAAGAUUUGAUCACUCAUCUUCUUUCUGUUGAUCCUAACAAACGAUAUACGAUAAAUCAAUUCUUCGAGCAUCCGUGGGUAAAGGAUGGGUUUGAAGUAAAAUCGGCUGUGUCAUUUGAUUCACUUGCUAUAUAUAAUACAUUGAAUACACCUGGUGAUGUUCCUCGGCGUAAAGACGUAAUUUCACCGGGUAUUACUCUCAGAGAGGCAUUAGAUGUCAGUUGCGCUGUUCAUCGUUUGGAAGAAGAGAGCUCCAAAAGAAGGAAGAUCAAGAUUGGUGGUGGAGGACAGAAAGCUGGUGCUUUGAAUCCGUUUAAAAAAUUAAACAUUAAUUUAAAUGAAGACGACGUUUCUGAUGAUGAACCAUCAUUAGGUGAGGUUUUGAUCAGUAAUAACGCCUCUGUAAAUCCCAUUACAGCAAAUGAGUCUAUAAAAAUGAAAACUGGCACAAGAAAGGUUGCUGGAAUAACAACCGCUUCUGCUAAAAAUUCUAAAGAGGGAUCCAAGCGAUUUAAUUUUGAAUUAAAUAUGGAUAAGGCAACUUUAUUGGGAAGAAGACGUAAGGCCAUAGCUGAACCUGUUGGUGUUUAA
Messenger RNA from Dentiscutata erythropus, 1545 nucleotides. The record is from the annotation of a GenBank genome assembly. Lineage: Eukaryota; Fungi; Glomeromycota; Glomeromycetes; Diversisporales; Gigasporaceae.